AUCACUGUCUAGCAAUCAUUUGAGAGAUUAAGCUUUUGGCUUAUCAAAGAUGGUGACAAAAAGGCAUUUAUAUCAAUCAACGCACGCAUUUGGUGGUUAUUCAUUUGAGGCUAUUUCUGGCAGCUCAUGGAAAAGGGCAGAAAGUUUACUUAUCAGGAAUGGAACUAUGACUUUGAAUUUUGUGGACAAUCCACGUGUGAUUCAGGAGAGAGGUCCCUCUGUGAACCUUAGGAUAAAAUCAAGAGAAGCUACAUUAUCUGAUUGCACAUGCUUUUUGAGGCCUGGCAUUGAUAUAUGUGUUCUUUCACCCUCCCAAAAUGAAGAGAGUUUGGAUAAAGAAAUACAAGAACCUGAUUGGAUUGAUGGUAGAAUAAGUUCCAUUGAGAGGAAGCCUCAUGAAUCUGGAUGCUCAUGCCAGUUUUAUGUUAACUUCUAUACCAACCAAGGUUCUCUUGGUGCAGUGAGAGAAACACUAAGCAAAGAGAUUACCGCAAUUGGAAUUGAUCAGAUUUUCAUCCUUCAAAAGCUCGGUUUGAACCCUUGUGAAGAUAAGCACUACAGAUGGGAGUCCUCUGAGGACUGCCCUUCAAGGCAAAAAACUAAACUGCUUUUAGGGAAGAUUUUAAAUGAUCUUUCAUGGUUACUCGUUACCUCUUCUUUAAAGAGAGUUUCAUUCGAUGUAAGAUCAGUGCAAAAUAAACUUGUAUAUCAAAUUUUGCGAGGUGUUGAAGAAGACACUUCAUCAAGUUCUCAUAGUAAUCUACAUGCUGUGAACUUUAGAGUGGACAACGGUGUUUUGCUACCUAUUGUCAUUCAAUUCCUCCCUGAUGACUCUAACAUGAUAGUUCCUAAAUGUGACAUAGAUGAAGCUGGACCAUCACCAUUUUCCGACUCUAUAGGCUUGCGUCGUUCCAAACGUCGAAACGUACAACCUGAGCGUUUUCUUGGCUGUGAUAGCGGGUCAGAGAUAGAUAUUGGCUAUGUCCGUUCAAGGCCAUACAGGGUAGACAGAGGAGAAGAUGAUGAAAUGAAUUUGCCAUUAUCAUGCCUUUUUGGUGUUAAGGCAAUUUGUGACAAGCCGCAUACUGACAAACCGCAUACUGUCCAAGGAAAAAAGAGAGGUCGUCCUCGCAAAAUAGAUUUCUGUGUGAAUCAAAGAGAAAGCGAGAUCACAGAGAGGAAGGAGAAAUCAAGUGGGAAAAGGCGCAAAGAAGAUCAAUGUGAGCUAGCUAUUGUGCCUUUUACAGAACAAACCGAUCCGCUUUCCUUUGAGUACUACCAAUUCCAAGCCAGGAAUCCUCCAGAUCAUGAAAAAGAGCUUGAUGAAAUUUCUCCCGAGCUUUUUUACAUUAACAGCAGCGCAAAAGUAAAGAAAAAGAGUAGUUACGAUUCAGAAGAUUUGGAUAUAGACACUACAUGGGAAACAAGAUCAUUCAAGAAAAAGCCGGUAUCGAAGAAAAGGUCACAUUUUGUGCGAUUUAAGAGUUCAAGUGGAGAAAGAAUUUAUCAGAAACGGUCCUUAAGUGCAGGCGCAUACACCGAACUGAUAAACGAAUACCUCCAAAACAUUGAUUGCACUGGCAAGGAAGAGCCCCCUAUCACUGAGCAGUGGAAAGAGAAUAAAAAAACAACAGACAACUUGUAUCCAAGUAACACUGAAGUACCACUAGAAGAGGAAGAGGAAGAGAUGUCAGAGAUUGACAUGUUGUGGAAAGAAAUGGAACUAGCCUUGGCAUCAAUUUAUGUGCUUGAUGAAAAUGAGGGUUCAAAUGGUGUGUCGAGUGCAAAGGCAAAAGCGUCGAAUGGAGGUUGCCUACAUGACUACAAAGUGGAUGAAGAGCUCGGUGUUUUGUGCGUUAUAUGUGGCUUUGUUUUGACUGAGAUAAAAGAUGUUUCACCACCCUUUGUGCAACAAACAAACUGGAAUUCAGAUGAUAAAAACUUCAAUGAAGAGGAUUUGGAUCAUGGUCCAGAUGGUGAUGCUAAGUUGGAUUUUAAGAAUAACCCGGACUCUCCAGAUGAUCCUCUAACAGAAGGACAAGAGAAUGUUUGGGCCUUAAUUCCUGAAGUAAGAAGGAAACUGCACCUUCAUCAGAAAAAAGCUUUUGAGUUUCUGUGGCAAAAUAUUGCAGGAUCUUUGGAACCAGAUCUAAUGGAAAAAAGUUCCAAGAAAACAGGUGGUUGUGUUAUUUCUCACUCUCCUGGAGCUGGGAAAACUUUUCUGAUCAUAGCAUUCCUUUCCAGUUACCUCAAGCUAUUCCCCGGAACAAGACCAUUGGUCCUUGCUCCAAAGACAACACUCUAUACCUGGUACAAAGAAUUUAUCAAGUGGAAAAUUCCUGUACCGGUUUAUUUAAUUCACGGUCGGAGAACCUACAGAGUGUUCAGGAAGAAAUCCGUGGUCUUUCCAGGGGCCCCAAUGCCGACAGAUGAUGUCAGGCAUAUAUUGGAUUGCCUAGAGAAAAUACAGAAGUGGCAUUCACAUCCGAGUGUUCUUGUUAUGGGAUACACUUCGUUUCUCGCAUUGAUGCGAGAAAACUCCAAGUUUGCACACAGGAAAUUCAUGGCUAAAGUUUUGAGAGAAAGUCCAGGGAUCUUGGUGCUAGAUGAGGGGCAUAACCCCAGAAGUACCAAAUCAAGGCUGAGGAAGGUCUUGAUGAAAGUCGAGACGGAGCUAAGAAUAUUGCUUUCUGGGACAUUGUUUCAGAACAACUUCUGUGAAUAUUUCAAUACCCUUUGUUUGGCAAGACCAAAGUUUAUCAAUGAGGUGUUGAAGGCAUUAGAUCCCAAGUACAAGAGGAAAAAGAAGAAACUGGCGGAGAAGGCACGCAAUCUGAUGGAAGCACGAGCGAGAAAGUUCUUCUUAGAUACCAUCGCGAGGAAGAUCGAUUCGAAUGUAGGAAAGGAGAGGAUGAAGGGCCUUAACAUGUUGAGAAAGAUUACCAAUGGAUUUAUAGAUGUGUAUGAAAGUGGGGGCUCUGACUCACUUCCUGGCCUACAAAUCUACACCUUGUUGAUGAACUCGACGGAUAAGCAGCAUGAUAUUUUGGUAAAACUGCAUCAGAUAAUGUCAACAUACAAUGGUUAUCCCCUGGAACUAGAGCUUUUGAUAACUCUAGGGUCAAUUCAUCCUUGGUUGGUCAAAACUUCCCUAUGUGCUAACAAAUUCUUCAGCGAUGAAGAGCUAAUGGAACUUGACAAGUACAAGUAUGACUUGAAAAGAGGUUCCAAAGUGAAAUUUGUUCUGAAUCUUGUUUAUCGUGUUGUCAAGACGGAGAAGAUAUUGAUCUUUUGUCACAACAUUGCGCCUGUUAGACUGUUCCAAGAGCUGUUUGAGCAUGUCUUUGGUUGGCAAAGGGGUAGAGAAGUUUUAGCCCUCACGGGGGACCUUGAAUUGUUUGAACGAGGAAGAGUGAUGGAUAAAUUCGAGGAACCAGGAGGGGCCGCGAGGGUUUUGCUUGCUUCAAUCACGGCUUGUGCUGAAGGAAUUAGUCUAACAGCCGCGUCUCGGGUUAUCAUGUUGGACUCAGAGUGGAACCCUUCCAAGACCAAGCAGGCCAUAGCAAGAGCUUUUAGGCCUGGUCAGCAAAAAGUGGUUUAUGUGUACCAACUCCUGGCAACAGGCACACUUGAAGAAGACAAGUACCGAAGAACAACUUGGAAGGAAUGGGUGUCAAGCAUGAUUUUCAGUGAGGCUUUUGUGGAGGACCCUUCUAGGUGGCAAGCGGAAAAGAUAGAGGACGACAUUCUGCGAGAGAUCGUGGAGGAGGACCGGACUAAAUCCUUCCACAUGAUCAUGAAAAAUGAGAAAGCUUCAACAGUGAUCAGAGGUAAAGACUAACCUUAUGACAUGACACAAGUCGUGUUACAAAGUGUCUUACGUUUGGAUUUCUCCGACUCUCACUCUCAUUCUCUCUCUUAUAUAUGCAUGUCCUUAGUCUUGAUCUCCAUCCCUUUCUGAAACGUUUGGUAAGAGGACCGUUUUCUGGCUAAUUUUCAAGCUGAUUAUUCAUGUUCUUAAAAGGGUUAUACGUGACUUUUGGACCUUUUUGGUAUGACCAUUAUGAUGAUCAGCUGCAGUUAUUUUAUCAACAGUUCAUAUAUGUCAAACUUGGUUGCUCUCUCUAAAUAUUGAGGAGUGUUCUGAACCUUGUAUGAAAAUUAGGACCAAUGACAGUCAUCGAGAUUAUCUGCUUGUUUGGUUCAUAAGUUUGAACAGAAGUUCAAAUUUUUAUGAGAGAAAACACUGUAACAAAAAAGUUUGAGUUGUGGUUCAAAUUGCGAACUUUUCUUUACCAAUUGGUGUGAGUUAUUCUUUGGCAAGGUGGCAUGAGAACACCUUAUCGAAGUAAAAUGUUGAUGAACCGUCUGAUUUACAUCAGAUUAUGAAAACACCUUACAAUAGUAAAUGUUUAUUGUAUGAAGAAACUAGGGAUGAUUUUGUUGUAAGAGGAUUGAAACAUCACCAAUGGGAAACACAAAAGUUGUUGUACUUAUUAUUAUUAUUAUUUUUUUCGUUGAGUUACCCUAGGUGCUAAAUUUAAGUAAGAUCAACUUCUGUUAAUGGAAAAUG
Messenger RNA from Morus notabilis, 4573 nucleotides. RefSeq names its product SNF2 domain-containing protein CLASSY 1. Gene Ontology annotation, molecular function: ATP-dependent chromatin remodeler activity; ATP binding. The record is from RefSeq and is a predicted model, not a curated record. Gene Ontology annotation, biological process: gene silencing by siRNA-directed DNA methylation. The transcript is spliced from 5 exons. Bases 50 to 3841 code for a protein of 1263 amino acids. NCBI's taxonomy places the organism in Eukaryota, Viridiplantae, Streptophyta, Magnoliopsida, Rosales, Moraceae.